GGCUUUCCCCUUCUCCCCCUCACAAGUCACAACCCAUCGCCACCAGCUCUUUAUUUCGAUGAAAACAGAGAAGAUUUUAGGAAGGGUGGGGAGGGGAAGGAGUGGGAGUAUGGCAUCCUUGGAGCAAGAGAAUUCUCCCUUGAUACAUCGAAGGACGGCGACCCAAGUGCUGAACAAAGGGAAAGAAGCAGCGAACAAGAUCAAGUGUCUGUUGCAAGAGUCCUUUCCAUCGGAGGAUCAUGGAAAGAAUUCGAUGAUCGGGUUCUUAAAUGAAGAAAUUUUGGACUCCUUCUCGGAAGCACUCAUUAUUUUGACGUCUGAAGGGGCACCAGAGACCCCUUUGGAUCAGGCGAGUACUCCUUGCUCUGAUGAGCAAGGAAGCGAUCAUUCAAGUAAGAAAAGGAAGGUCCAAUCAGGUCGAAGAAAUGGUUAUCGGAGAAGGGCUCAUCCGUAUGCGAGCACAAGGGUCUUAUCAAAGACGAUGGAUGAUGGUCGUACAUGGCGAAAAUAUGGACAGAAAGAUAUCUUUAGUUCUAAGCAUCCAAGGAGCUACUUCAGAUGCACUCACAAAUAUGACCAAGACUGUCAAGCCACAAGACAAGUCCAGAGAUCGGAGGAUGAUCCCUCCAUGUAUGUGAUUACUUACAUUGGAGAGCACACAUGCAGAGAUCCAACCAAGUCCCCCCAUCUCCUUCCACCAUCCCAUCAGAGACCACCCUUUAUCAUUAGCUUUGGAUUGGAAACCGCUCAAGAUGAUCAACAAGAGCCCCAGUCGAACUCUCCCCACUCCUCAAUACUAAAACAAGAGAGCGAUGAGGAGGUGGUGAGCGAUCCCAGUCCAGGCAGCUCAGCCUCAGAAUUUCUCAUGUUGCCCGACCUCGGCACCUUCGAACAGUCUGCACCAAUGGCACCAUACAUGGAAACUGUUUUGGAUCAAUGUGAUGUUAUGUCCGACGUGCAUUCUUCUAAUAGUUGUUUAGAUAUGGAAUUCGAGAUCCCAUUUGAGCUAAAUGAGAUCGAUGAUGUGUUUAGUCUUGAUCAUGACAAGCUUUUCCCAGAUUAGAAGGUCUUCCAUGUACUUCAAAAGGUCUUUCUGGCUAUGAGAACCUUCUUUUACCUUUUUUUUUCUGAAGGGGUAGAAUUUGCUAAGGAACUUUUCUUCACUGGUGAGGAAUAUGAACUAGCUCUGAUGUAAUUUUAUUGUAUAUUACUUUUUUAUGCUUUUUUCUUAUUAAUAAAAUAAACAUGAUCCAGCUUCCACGUAA
Messenger RNA from Phoenix dactylifera (date palm), 1265 nucleotides. The record is from RefSeq and is a predicted model, not a curated record. NCBI's taxonomy places the organism in Eukaryota, Viridiplantae, Streptophyta, Magnoliopsida, Arecales, Arecaceae.